AUGGCUACCACCAACAACGCAAUGCAAAGCACCUUCCAAACUCCCGAGCUCCUCGAGCAAAUCCUCCUCCAAGUCGACGAUCUGCGCACUCUCCUCCCCAGCCAACGAGUCUCCCAGCAAUUCCUCCAAACGAUUCAAGGAUCGAAGCGUCUCCAGGAAGAACUCUUCUUCCGCGUGAAAUGGCCAGCACCACAGACAGCAGACGACUCCGAGAUCGAGGUCAACCCGAUUAACCCGCUCCUCCUCUCACAAAAGCAUCGCAUCGGAAUCCACAGCGUCGACAUCGAAGUCCAACACUACCGCAAGAAUAAGCUCAACUUCUUCGGCUUCCUGGACAUCCACCUCAUCUUCGACCCAAUCGAUCACAUGAAGGAACUGGAGGAGAGCGACUGGGAAGGCAGCUGGCGCAAGAUGCUGAUCGUCCAGCCGCGUAGCAUCAAGUAUGACCGAUGGCAGUUGAGUCAUCAGUUCGCUGCGGGGAGUCGGUGGACGACGUCGGCGGGUAGGGGUAGGUGGCAUGAUGCUUAUACGAUGGAUGGACUGGUGAGGGAGUUGUUGGAGAGGGUGGAGGAGUUGAAGGCUUGGCCGUGGGGUGAUUGUGAUACGAAUGUUCGGCCUGCUGAUGCUGAUACUUGGGAACAUUUGUGA
Zymoseptoria tritici IPO323 is the source of this 648-nucleotide messenger RNA. RefSeq lists its product as uncharacterized. NCBI's taxonomy places the organism in Eukaryota, Fungi, Ascomycota, Dothideomycetes, Mycosphaerellales, Mycosphaerellaceae. The record is from RefSeq and is a predicted model, not a curated record. Bases 1 to 648 code for a protein of 215 amino acids. The transcript has a single exon.